Paraphaeosphaeria sporulosa is the source of this 2537-nucleotide messenger RNA. RefSeq names its product FabD/lysophospholipase-like protein. NCBI's taxonomy places the organism in Eukaryota, Fungi, Ascomycota, Dothideomycetes, Pleosporales, Didymosphaeriaceae. The record is from RefSeq and is a predicted model, not a curated record. Gene Ontology annotation, cellular component: membrane. The transcript is spliced from 4 exons. Gene Ontology annotation, biological process: arachidonate metabolic process. The coding region runs from base 328 to 2355 and encodes 675 amino acids.
GCGAUUGUGGGCACAGCGACCAUCACUUUGGACAGCGAGGCGCUGGGACCCGCUUAUCUGUUGGGAUACGAUGCACAUGGCCCCACGCACCGCUCUCGCCCAGGUCAACACCAGCAGCCUCGAGCGCGUCGGCCAUCGUGCGAUAUUGCUUUGCUGCCGGGCGACAAGGGAACCUUGCAGCAGCAGCAGCACGACGCACGUUAAUCAAUCGCAAUUAGUAACGCGCGGGGACCGCAGGGUAACAGGCCACCGACCAUCACGCCUGCCUGUCGCUCGUAGUUCCAUCUCGCCGCUCCGAUCCACCUGCCAGUUUACGACUUGUCACCAAUGUCAUUGAGGGUGGACUUGAGCUUGGUUCGCUUUAGCCCAAUAGAAAACACUUACUACUUCUACGACCAAAAUUAUCCGACUGCGAUCCAAUUCUUACUCAAUGGUCAAUGGGAAUCGUGGGACGUCGGCUGGGUCAGGCACAAUGCGCAUGAUCCUGAGAUUAAAAACAUCGCCGCUGGUGCGGAAGCACAUGCAGCCCGCAACUCCUCUUACAAGCAAUGGCCUUCGACACCGCUACCCCGUGUAGUGCCCGUUGUCCAGCCACUUUCGCCGAGCGUCAUAAGCGAUGUAUCGAGGCAACGGGACCCUUUUGACCGACCGCGUCAUCCCCAAGAACGAGAUUCUCCCUUAUCUCCCCAGUUCUCGCCAGGGCUAACUCGCGACUUCUUUCCUUCAACCGCCCUGAACGCGUCCUUGCCGCCUCUUGCUAAAUCGCGUCCGGCUUUCUCUCCAGCGCUCAACUCGCAUUCACCGUCUCACUCACUGACUAUCGAAGCAACAACACCAUCGAUUAGCGAGCAUAGUCAUCAUGAUCGACCUCUGGCAAACCCUUCGCCAGCGAGCCACGGUGGCACUGCAUCAGCUCCACACAAGUGUCCGCAAGGCGUACCUCUGGCCUUACCUAAAAUAGGUCAGCUGCCAUUGAUCUCUUCACCCUCACCUUCUUCGGAUGCUUCUACGCUUGCGUCGUUCCCCCCACCCUUAUCUGUACCUACAGACACCGCCGUAUCAGUCCCGAUCCCAGUGCAGCAACCAGGGCCGCAUGCUUCGCAGUCCCGCAAUGCGCGUUACAAAGACUAUCAUUCACCUGCGGGCCAAUCAGACCCAAAUACUGAUCCGCAGCUCUCAACGGUCGCAGCACCUAUCACUCUUGGCCCCCAUACGGCAUCUCGGACCCCUUCGCGUACUUCGUCCCCCUUAGGCGACUAUCAUGACAUCUAUCAGGAAUCGGGUGCGGCUCCUUCUGUCCAAACUCCUCAGCCUCCAUCCCUUUUACCGCGCAGGCGUCGAGACUUCAAAAUCAUCCUUUCGUUGGACGGCGACGGCAUUCGCGGUUUAUCGCAAGCAUUUUUAGUGGAAGCGUUCGUCGGUGCGAUAUGCACAAAGCUUGAUCAAAACAUUGAUCCCUACCAAAUCUUUGAUCUAGUCGGUGGUACAUCCUUGGGUGGUGUAUUAGGAUUGAUGCUCAGCCGAUUGAGAAUGCAAGCACACUCAGCCAGGGAAGCUUACAAGCUCGUCGCAAAAGAAGUCUUUCAGGAUAAAAAGGCUUAUUUUGUUUCGCUCGACCCUCACGCAACGCCCCUUCAGUAUCACGCGGAAGGGGUGGAGAACGCCAUCAAGGCAGUCAUUGCUGGAGAGCUUGCACAGGUAGACGCGCGUCUUUACGAUGACCGGGAGGAGUCUGCCGAUGCCUUCACCAUUACCACUCAGGUUAAAAUCGGUUCCAAUAAGGCUGCAGUACUUCGUACAUAUCCUACCCGACGAAUUGCUGGACCUAACCUAAGUGAUGAUGUCCUCAUUUGGCAGGCAAUGAAAGCUGCUGUACUGGCUCCACGUUACACCGCUCCACAGGAUGGGAGGGUCUCCCGCUCUGUCAUUGAACCAGGACAAAUGGACUACGGUACAACAAAGGACAACCCUACUCGCGAAGCCAACUACGAAUGUCGCAAGCUCCUCAGAUAUAGCAACGAUAAGGUGAUCAUAAUUUCUAUAGGCACUGGCUCCGGAGUGGACUCAGAGCGAGAGAACGGAGAGAUGAUGAAGAGUGUUCUUAGACGGACCGCUGAUGCGGAGCGACAGUGCUUCGAAUUCCAGAGGGACAACGCAGAGCUGAUAAACGCCGGCUGGAUGAAGUAUUUCAGGUUCAAUGUGCCUAACCUGGACGAUGUGCCCUUGGAGGAGUGGUGUAAUGAAGAGCAGAUCAGGGAUAGGACAACGGCGUACCUCGCUUGUCCAGAUACUGGCGGAGCUUUCCACCAAUGUGUGGAUGACGUUACGGCGGUGUUGGUAGGUGUUCCGCGAUAGCUCUAGUUGGACAACGAUACUUUGACAUGUGGGUGGGAACAUAGUGGGAGGCGGGAGUUACGACAAUGCCUGCUCAGAAGUUGCGAGGUAUCCAAAGAAAGAUGCUGGCUAUGGUCUAUCUAGGUCGUGUCACUGAAGGAAGUUCAAUACCCUUAUGCGGCAUUCUGAUGCCUAAUUUACGG